AGUCCCACUACUUGGACUAGAGAGACCUACGUCGCGAAAUUAUGAAACAAAUUUACGGACUUGGACGACGUGGGCCGCGGGUCCGAUCGCGCCAUGUACUUUCCGAUCGAUGGUCGUUACGCCACACGAAGGCUCCGGUCGUCCUGCAGCGAUCUUUCCAUACGACAAGCGGCCUUUUAUCAUCAUCCUCAGCUAGUCAAAGGCCUCUCUCACCGCAGACAUCGGCUUCCUCUCAAGCUCCAACAACAUCAACUUCAGAACCAUCGUCAUCUGGUGCAGUUUCCUCAAUAUCUUCAACAAACAAAUUUUUCGGCAGAUCCGAUGUGGUGCCACAAGAUGGAGAACCGCCGUCGAUGUUGUACUUAAGGAACUAUUGAUCAUAUUUGCAUCUUGUAACAAGUUCUUGUUCUACUCGUCCUACUUGAUGUCGAUCUAACUAGCACGAGUAGAAGUAGAACUUGCACAUGAACUACUUCAACUUCGUCUCCUCUAAUAUUCUCUCGCUUAGUGAAAGCAGGCGAACUCCAGGAGGAUCCGCAACAACGCAAAGCACUGGAGGUUUUAGAUGGGCUUUUUUCGCAACUGCUUGAAAGCAGGAAGACGUCUAAUACGAGUGAAAAGCCAGGAGCUCCAUCUCGCGGUCUCUACAUUCAUGGGCCUGCGGGUUCAGGGAAGUCGCUCUCUAUGGACUUGUUUCACCUGUGUCUUCUCCAACGUCGAUCCUUAGCGAGACGACAGCACUUCCACGAAUUCGUUUACGAGUUGCAUGUGCGGUUGAAGCAAUUCGAGGAUGGGCAAAUUGGAGGAAAAAGUAUGACAUGGAGAAGGAUGUGGUUGUCGUAGAUUCAUGUAGAUCAUUCUCAUUGAUCAAUGCGAAUUUUGUAGGAGUUUAUGAUCCAAGCCAGCACCUCUACUUGUUCAUUGUAAAGCAUGAUCAGGUUCUCGAAUAAUAUUCUAACUUGACCACCUUUACCGGCGUGCAACGACAGGCCCUGUCGACAAGAGAGCGUCUACGGGCUUUGGCUCGGGAAAUCACACAAGAGUGUGACGGCGUUCUCUGCUUUGAUGAGUUUGCGAUUACGACAAUCCAAGACUGCACCAUGCUGACGACGUUGCUUUAUGGAACAAAUGAUGAAAACUCGCAGCCGCUACUGAUCAUUUUACUAGUUUUGUUCGGACAGACUUACUUACUACUUAGUUCAACUUCAACAGUGGUGCAACUUCUUCUAGACCCUCCUCCACCACCACCUCUAAACUUUCCGCGAAAUGUUUGACGCUGGAGUCGUCUUAGUUACGACGUCAAACCGGCAACCGGAGGACCUCUACGAGGACGGUCUGAACCGGCACAUGUAUCUCCCUGAAUUCCUAGAGUUGCUGCAUUCAAAUUGCGACGUCAUUGCGGUCGCUGGUGGCAAGGACUACAGAUGUUUGGCUCUAGACGAGCAAGUAGACGGAGUCUUAAGAGUGAUUCAAUCUAUUCAUCUCCUCUUUCUGUGGGCUGGGAUAGGUUUGCGUUCCGUAGUAGUUUUCUUAAUAUGACGAGAAGAUGAAUUAUCAUUUUCGAGAGGACUUUCCUUCUUUCGGUUUUUGUUUUUCUAGUACUUGGGUCUGCUCCACCAACAUUAUCAUGGAGAGUAGAAGCUCUAAAUCUAAUUGUUCAGCAAGCUUCAAGUACAAGCAAGAGCAACGGCAUUCCAGUAGGUCCUACUGGAGCGAAAAGUACGAAGCCCCAACUCUUUUUCUCCGCUGAAGAAGCACUUACGUUGAAGGAAAUUUGUGCGACAGCAGCGUCUUCAUCUGCUGAUACGAAAGACGCUAGAACUAUUAAGGGUAGGUUACAGGUGCUUGUUUUGUUAUCGUUUGUUAUGGCUCUCCUAAGGGGGACAGCCAUAACAAGCGGGAUAAACGAACACCAAACGCCUACCUCUAAAACUAGCGAAUCUGGUGCACCCAUGAAGGUUCCUGUAGCUUACGGACGCUUUCUCCACUGCGAAACGCAUGGACCUGGAUGGGCACUCUUCGAAUUCGGACCGCUCUUCAAAGAGGGAAACUUUUCUGCGGACGAUUUCAAUAUGCUCUGUCGGAGAUUUCAUAGUUACGAAAAAAUGAAAAUAAACGUUACCCUCCCACUCGCACUCCUUCACCACCCCUUUAUUUCACAACCCUUCUUCUAAUUCCCCCUCGUAAUCCAAGACGUUCCCGCACUCACUACUGACGACCACAACGCAGCAAAGCGAUUCACAAACUUUCUCGAUUGUGCCUACGAACAUCACUGUCGCGUGAUAUUCUUCAAAAUGCAGGCACCGAGUCUUUCUGCUGUUUUCGACGACUUGAGGAGUCUAGAGCAACUCCGAAUGGCCGAUUUUGGCCAAGAUGUGCCAGCCGGUGCGGCAGACCAAGACACAACGCCGGAAGCCAGUGCAAUCGUCCAAGCAAUCAAGAAAUUAAAAGAGAGAAAGACGCAAUUGGAGGAAGGGGAUGGUAUAAUUGUUGCUAGAACAUCGAGAGGAGGAUCAUCCAGCAGAUGCAUUUGUAUUAUUGUAGACGGGACAAAAACAGCUGAACAAAGUUUCCACCAACUACACCACCUCAGAAUCUGCAGCAGACUCGCACCCAGAGAAGCGGAUGCGGCAUCCGUUGAGUCUCCAGGAUUUUGAACCGGAAAGAGACAUGGAUAUCUGGCGUCAGGAUGCACGGGGCAUGCCUCAAGUUACUAAAAGUUAUGGCCUUGAUGGAAUACGAAUACACAACGUUCACCACAAGAAUGUAGUCACUUCUUGAGAGACGAAGAUGUCAAAUUGAAACUUCUAAUAUGGCUGGGAUGAUCGCAGAAGAGCAGCGCAAUUCUUGUGGGAAGUUAAGGCCUUGCUGUUGAGUAGAAAUUCUGCCUGACAAGAACUUACUACAGUUGUUUACAAAUCAUGAGAAAUACAACUGUGCCUAGAAAUACAACUCUGGUGCCUGCUGAUCAUCAUCUCCAUUCAAAUACUUGUCUUAAAAGUGAAACGAGCUUUUUCAAGUUCAACAACUGUCCGUUUGCAGUAAAAAGAGCUUUUUUCUCCCUCCCGUCGUUCUCGCUUUUUACUCUUUCGUCUUUGUGACUCUUCCUCUCUGAAUCUGCCUCCUCUAAGCAGCCAGCAGACCCAACGGCAGAGCAGCAAACGUUUAAAGGUGUUUUUGCAGCUGCCAUCGCGAGUUUGCACGAAACAGGCUUCGCAGUGAAGCGGGCCAUCAGCCGUCUGCAUGAAAUGCAGUCACCAAAAUACCUUGAUAUAUGGGAGAAAAAGAGGUUUCAGAUUCAGAAUAACAAUUAGAUGGCAUCGACGACGUUGACGAAGAUAUUCAUUAAUAUAUCCAUCGAGAAUAGCUUCUCGUAUUCAUGGAGAAGCAUGAGGAUUUUUGAGGUUUUAUAUGAACAGCCGCUUAGUUUUGAACAGAUCCGCAAAGAACAUGCUUACAACACCAUCUAAUCGGCGUACAUGAUCGCAGCAUAAACAUAGACAUGAUCAACAUGAGAUAAGUGCUCAAAAAAUUCGACACGACACACGACACUUCGACUUCUUUUGACAUGGUAUCACUUAGAUUUUUUAUCAUGCAUUCUUUGAAUCAUCGAGCAUUGGCUCUGUCAUCAAAAAGACUAUCAACAGGAAGUUGUAAUGGGAAUAUAGUGUGAAGAUUAGAUACUGGAGGAUGUGCACAUACUACUAUGACCUGUGCUCACCAGAACGAUAUUCCUAAGAAAUAUGCUGUGCAGACAUGAAGCAAGAGUCAUGAUAGCAGGAGAAACCCUUUUUCAGGCACUUUUUCGAUUUUCUAGCGGCCGAAAAGCACGACAGGC
This is a messenger RNA of Amoebophrya sp. A25, 3838 nucleotides long. NCBI's taxonomy places the organism in Eukaryota, Dinophyceae, Syndiniales, Amoebophryaceae. The record is from the annotation of a GenBank genome assembly.